This is a messenger RNA of Patiria miniata (bat star), 4968 nucleotides long. Its product is annotated as UBA-like domain-containing protein 1. Bases 87 to 497 code for a protein of 136 amino acids. Gene Ontology annotation, molecular function: protein binding. The transcript has 3 exons. The record is from RefSeq and is a predicted model, not a curated record. Lineage: Eukaryota; Metazoa; Echinodermata; Asteroidea; Valvatida; Asterinidae.
UCAUGUGUCAAUAAACCGCGCAGUCGUCGUUGGCCUGGUUGGCGAGUGUUUCGGGCUUGUUGUCGUUCCUCUAGUCGACCGAAUAAAUGCUCGAAAAUCUCUCCAAAAUGGACGCUCUGAAGGAACAAGUGAUGAUAAACCAGUUCGUACUGGCGGCCGGGUGUGCAGCGGACACUGCCAAGCACUUACUUCAAACGGCACACUGGCAAUUCGAGACGGCAUUAAGUAUUUUCUUCCAAGAAGCACCGAUACCAAACGGCCAUCCACACUGCUACAGACAAGGUGGACAUUCGGUGCACGCACCGGCCAACACGCCAGCAACUCCUCCCAAUUUCCCGGAUUUAAUGAUGGACCUUUCGAAAUUGGGCACAACGGACAAAUAUCACGCCGGUUCCCCAACAUGUAUGACGUCUGCGCCGGCCCCCAUGCAGCCAAUAACACAGUACGGACACGGUAACAACAACCAGAAACAAAUGGAGGUGGAACCGCAGAGGUGAGACUGGCCCAAAACCGGACGGAUUUGGGGGGUUGGGGAAAUCUGGCAGUGGAAACAACACGGAUCAUCACUUGUGGAUGGAAUGUUAUCACCGGACAAAGAUGAUCGUGGAAGACAAGGAAAAGAUAUCUUUCAAAUGGAACUUGAAUAUUUGGAAACGUGCAGCUGCAGUUGUGUGCGGGUGGAGUAGGCCUAGUACCAUCGGAUUAUGAACUUGGAAAAAUAAAGCGUUGACAGACAGCAACACUUUAGAGCAGAGGGGUGCCUAAUGGAUCUGCGAUGUGGAAAUGAUUUUCUCUAUUUUUUUUGUUUUUUCCCCUUUUUUUUAAUGUUCAGUUCUUGUAAACACCCUGAAAGUUUUAUAAUUGUUCUGACGACUUUUGGGGGGAAGAAUGUAGUACUUCAAUGUCACUUGGAUGUUGCGUGUUUACAAAGUAUGUUUUGAGCAAUGACAACUUUUAAAGCGUUUUCAACCAAAAUGUAAUAACAUUUGGUCUAUCCCAAUUUUUAGGGUGUCGCACGACAUCAACUGAAUGUUACAAAGGUAUUUUAUUGGUACAAAAGUGGCAUCUGGAUACUUCAUUCUCUCCUUUUUCCUCUUGUGUUAGAACAUGUGUUUAAUAGCUCCAUGGUAGGAAUCACCUGGACACGUUAUUUAUACAGUUGUAACACUAACCAUGUCUUGCAGUCAGUGCAGCGCUGCCAUUUUUUUUGGAGAAAAUAUUUGGUAGUUUUUUUGGUCUAACUUAUUGCACAAAAUGUACAUGUAAGAUUGAAAGUUUGAAACCAGUGAGAAAUGGUCAAAUUUGUAUAAUCGUUCCUUAUUAAGCUUAAUUAUGUUGAACAAUUUUUGUAUCAAUUUUUGUUAACAUUUUGUAUGUGUACAAUUUUGUGUGUUUUAAUGGUAUAAAUAUACUAAAAAGCAGAAACAACAAAAAUGUUAUUUUCCCAGCAAAAUUAGUGGAGUGCUAAAAUUUUGAUCCGGACUGGUUAAAAAGUUUGCCGCAUUUAAAUGCGGAAUGUUUGUUCAUUACUUACAAAGACUUUAGAAAGCUACCAAAAUAUGCAAACAUAAAUUUACCCAAAAAUCAUUUUAUAAAGUCCCAGCAUUUCAAAUAUUAGUACAGUACUCAUGUGAAAGUGGACAAUGCUGUCCCUUGAAACUUGUAUUGAAUUGGAAAAAAAAACAGGAGCGCCAGGUUGUUUUUGAUGGAGCCGACUGCCGAUUCACUUAAGAUGCACAGAAGUAAUUGAAUGGUUCAUGGCUAUGUGACUCGCGAUACAAUAUUUUAGGAAGAGUCACAAGACCCUAAUGUACAGUACACAGUUUCAAAUGGAUUCUUACAACAUCAACUGAAUGUGCAAGGCUAUGGGGUACUGCAAACGCACUUUCACACCCAUGAAUUUCACUGGCAUUUGUACUGAAACACUUCUUAUCAACUUCUGAAACCUCAAAAAAUCUACUUCUUAUUGUGCAUUCAGUUUAUGUAAAUGGCACCCGCUUUCUUGGAGUGAUACAUACUUGAUUCUCAGGGUUGUACAUGUAUUUUUGUGCACCAAGAAAACCUCGCUCAAACUGAAUGCCCCUUUAACUGGAGGAGUGACCUUUAAUCAUCACCGCAUGUUGUUCAUGACUAAUUCUCAUGGUUUUUAAAUGUGGCACUGAGCAAUACCACAAGAACGGACAUUUAAUUUCCAGUGUACAUGUAUGUGUAGGCAAACUGUAUUGAAACCUUUGUUAUAACAUGACAUGAAGAUACAUUUAAAGCCUGAGAUGACAUUAAGUUUGUGCAGUGCAUGCAGUUGAAGUAGAAUGAUUUUCUUUUCAUUCAGACCACUGGCAUUUAUUCCCCUUUAUUCUAUACAAAUUUGUGGCUAGCAGUACAGCUGCGCAGGCUUAUACAAGGUACAAGUGCACUACCUUUUCAGGUCAGGCACGGAGUACAGCACAUGACCUUUAGCAUGUUAUUGUAAGCUUAAUACUUGUCCCAUUGUGAAGCAAGCAUACGAUUGACAACUGUCUGGUUCUCGGCUUAACCAUAGAGGAAAAAUAAUUUUCUUUGAAUGCUUGAAUUCUUAACGAAAUGAUGUGCUCACAUAACUCAAUGCACAUUAGUCUAAUAUUAGACACUUCAGUUUUCUUUUUCUUACAAAAUCUUGCAAUCACUGUUUGUUUGUAACGAAAAACGGUCCACUUUCCUGAGUUCAUAUUGUCAGUUUAAUCUGGUACAUGCGUUUGAUAGUGUUGCCUGAAUGAAGAGACAGUAACAUCAACUAACCUUAAUCGAAUGAUCAAGUGGUAAUUGUGUUUAGUCUACAGACUGGGCAAAAUUAAGUUAGAAAAAAAAUUGCUAGCAUUAUGCCUAAAAAUAAUUUCUUAAUGUGGAGGAAUAAACUUGUAUUUUUUACCAAAACAUAUAAAGGGUGAUAUUAAAGGGACACAUUUGUUUACAUUUUUUCCUUUAAAAAGUACAGUUGUACGAGUAAAACGAUGAGUAAUAUUAACAUGUUUUGUAUGAUUUUGUAAUAAAUGUGACGGCCCUUUUGUUCCAUGUAUACACUAGUGUAAGGUCCCCCCAAAUUAAUUAAAUGCCUUUGAACAAAUCUAAAACUGUAUUUUGUAAAUGUGAUGUUAUUUUGUAUAGGUUUUGUUUUACCAUAAUUUUUUUUUGUACGAAAUUUAAUUGCUGCAAGAUGCUGCAACUCUACGCACAUUCUGGAUAUUAUUUUCUUUUUCCCCCAAAACUAAUAUUUCUCCAGACAUUGGAUUUAGGAAAAUUAAUAAGAACCAGUGGAACUAGGAAUCACGUAGUUGUAUAGCAGUAGUAUUACUUUGUGCAAUUUAGCAAGUGUGUGUGUAUUUUCCUUUGAUCGUUUUUGAGGUUGGUUCACCACUCCUUUCUUCGGAGAAAAAAAAGUUAAGCUUAUUGACUUUAAUUCUUUCUUUAAAUCUGCAGGCAAAUUUAGAUUUAAUAUUCCAUGAGUCUUAUGGGUUAUCCUAGAAUACUCUAUCUUGUGGCUAAAUCAUCUUUUAACAUGAAUAUGUUUGUGUGGGAGUUUUAUUAUGUUUUGUACUCGGCAACUUUGAUUAAUUUGCAGGAAUGAUGCUGAAGUACGACUGUGCUUUGUUCUAGUUCAGUGUUACCUGAACAAUAUUAACAGUAGCGUGGAUAAAUAAAUGAAGAACGCGUAAAUGGUACUUUUUGGAAUUGAGAAUUUGUCCCAAAAAAAUGUGUUGCAUGUGAUAAUAAACACUAAAAUGUCUAUUUUCCCCUUACCCUGAGGUAGCUAAAUUGAAGUUUGAAAUUCAGUGCCUACUCAAAUACUAUUGUAUUUAACUCACGGUAUCUCUCACUCAAAUUGAAUACAGUGGAUGUACAAUACAUGAUCGUUCAUUAUAGCAUGGAGUGCCCCUAUCUUGGUCGUAAUAUUUUGUUAGUUUGACCUUGGUAGUAUUUUACUGCUAUCAGGUUUGUUACAUAACAAGCAGUUACGCAAACUGGCCCAUGAUAGCGAAGCAUAAGGAUUAACAACUCUCCUACUGGAGGUGGAAAAUGUAAUUUCAUGAAAAAUAUGUCAGUAGUAAUAUUGUUUGUAUAAUAUUACAAGAUUAAUUUUAGUCUAACACGAGCUACCUCCGCUGCCGCAUAUAAUCAUUGGUUAUUUUAAUUGUUGAUCAAUUGUGUAAAUACAAAGGGCUCAAUAAUUAUUGUAAUACAUGUAAAAAAAAAAACACAUUCAUAAAUAAUGUCAAGGUAUAGGUGGAUUUUCCAUAUUUGUUAUGAAGGGAAUUCACUUGUCAUAUUUGAGAUCGGUGACAGUUUUGUUAAAUAUUGUGGUUAUUUUCGUUCAACUGUUAUGAAAUGCUAAACGGGCAGUACACGUGACUAUGCACACCUUUGCUUGUGAAUGUGUUGCCCUGCACCCGUACGACUCGUGCUUUGUGUCUUAAAAGUUACGUUUGCGCGUUGGUUGGAGAUGAAAUUGAGAUUAUGCUCGUAUAGGCUUGCUCUAUAGGUAGCUACUUUGGAGACGAGCUUCACUAAUGUGUUUUCCAUAAAUGGAUCUUUGCUUGUUUUGAAAAUUCUUUAAAGGUUCAUUCAAAAUCCAUUUACUUUAGAGAGUACCAAAAUAAUAUCUGCAUAUUGACCUACGUUUGAGUGAGGAAAAUGAUUUUGUUUUCUGCGAAAUGUUUUCACUGUAAAACAGCACACAAUCAAGCAAUGUGCUGCGAACCUACGUGGGUAAAUAAACAUAGCACGUCACUGGCAUGCAUAGUUGUGCGACGUCGCUAAGUUAAUGCUCUUUAAUAAUUUUAGAAUUAUGAACUUCCAUUAUAUUAAAGCCGUGUAAAUGUUUCAAGCUUUAAAUGUAUACUAUACUGUGACUUUUCUCUUGUGUAAAGGUACAGUAGGUUUAUAUAUUAGUUGUAUAUGUACAUAUAAUAAUAAAACUGAGGAUUAAAUAACAAA